Molecule: messenger RNA, 5256 nt
Organism: Danio rerio (zebrafish)
Lineage: Eukaryota; Metazoa; Chordata; Actinopteri; Cypriniformes; Danionidae
Source: RefSeq, a predicted model, not a curated record
GGCAAAACCUCCCACACUUCUAACACAUAUGGGGGAUUCCUAACUGGAUUGCUGAUUAAAAGACAGAAAUGAGGACAUUUGACAAUCCACUGUUUGUGUUGCUGUUUUUAAAAAUUGCCUUGCAACUUUCAAGUCAAACAGACACCAGCUACUUCCUUAUCUACAAUGAGGACCACAACAGAUGUGUGAAUGCUGUGAGUGCAACUGUCCUGCAGACUGCACCAUGUGAUAUAUCUUCUGAGGGUCAACGCUUUCGAUGGGUUUCCUCUUCCCAAAUUAUCAGCCUCUCUUUUAAACUCUGUUUGGGGGCUCAAAACAUCAAGGACUGGGUCAAAAUCAUCCUUGUUCCCUGCAAUGCACUUAGUCCCUUGCAAACUUGGGAAUGUAAGAAUGAGACAUUGUUUGGUUUAAAGGGUCAGCCACUGCAUAUGAACUAUGGAAAUCGAAAUGAGCAAAAUAUGAUGUUGUACAAGGGAUCAGGUAUAUGGAGUCGCUGGCAGGUGUAUGGGACCAAAGACGAUUUAUGUUCUCAUGGAAAUCAAGAGAUCUAUACAAUAGGUGGAAAUUCAUUUGGGAAACCAUGUCAGUUCCCAUUUAAAUUUGCUGACAAGUUGUAUGCGGAAUGUACUACGGAGGGAAGAUCAGAUGGCCAGCUUUGGUGUUCCACAGACACAGACUAUGACACAGACAAAAAGUGGGGCUUUUGUCCAACUAAAACCAGCUCUGGAUGGGACAGUGAUCCAGUGACUGGUGUAUUAUAUCAGAGGAAUGUGCAGUCAAUACUGACUUGGCAUCAGGCAAGAACAAGUUGCCAGCAACAAGAAGCUGAUCUUCUCAGCAUAACCGAACUGCAUGAGCAGAGUUACAUAUCAGGACUGACAAAUACCUUUGGCUCCGCACUAUGGAUUGGACUUAACAGUCUUGACUUUGAGAGUGGCUGGCAGUGGAGUAAUGGAAAUCCAUUCAGAUACCUAAACUGGGCCCCUGGUCACCCCUCUCUGGAACCAGGACUAACAUGUGCAGCAUUAAAUGCUGGUAAAGCCUCAAAGUGGGAAAGCAUGGCCUGCAAUAAGAAACUAGGCUACAUCUGUCGCAAAGGCAAUUCAACAGAUAACACACCUCCACCAGGUAAAGAUCAGCCCAACUUCUGUCCUGCUGCAUGGGUGCCAUAUGCUGGUAAUUGCUAUUAUCUGCAGCGCACCAAGAAAAUGUGGAAUGAUGCAUUAGCAGCAUGUCACAGGGAAGGAGCAAACUUGGCCAGUAUACACAACAUAGAAGAGCACAGUUUCAUUAUAUCACAGAGUGGAUACUUGCCUACAGAUGAACUUUGGAUUGGGCUUAAUGAUCAGAAGACUCAGAAUCUGUUUGAAUGGUCAGACAGAACUCAUGUCACUUUUACGACGUGGCUAGUAGGAGAACCUUCACAUUUCAUAAAUCGCUUGGAGGAUUGUGUCCUCAUCAAGGGAAAGGAUGGUAAAUGGGCAGACCAUGCAUGUGAAAUGGAGCGUGGUUACAUCUGCAAAAAGAAAUCAUCUAGCAAGCCUGAAGGUGCCCCAGAGGUUGUCAGUCUUGGAUGUCAAGCUGGCUGGGUUAGAUAUGGCUCAUACUGCUAUAUGAGUGCCAUUGAAAGCAAGACCUUUAAUGAAGCCAAACAGAUUUGUGAGCAGACAGGAGCCAAUUUGGUUGAUGUUGCCAGCAGGUAUGAGAAUGCUUUUCUCAUUAGCUUGGUGGGUCUUAGGCCUGAGAAAUAUUUUUGGAUUGGUCUCAGUAAUACUGAAAGUCCAGAGAGCUUUCGGUGGAGUAACAGCGAUAAAGUCAAAUUUACACACUUCAAUGUGGGCAUGCCAGAAAAACACAGAGGAUGUGUGGCCAUGUUAACAGGAACUUCAGCUGGGUUAUGGGAUGUGCUGGAUUGUAACAGUAAACAGAAGUACAUCUGUAAAAAAAUGGCAGAGGGUGUUACUACAACGCAAAUUCCCCCAACUACCCAGCCUCUCAGCUGUCCAGUUGGUUGGACUAAAAAAGAUCCACGCAACUGUAUUCAGAUCUAUUCAAGGCCAAAGGAGCAGAAGAAGACUUGGUUUGAGGCUCGGGAUUACUGUAAAGCCAUUGGUGGUGACUUGGCAAGCUUCCAUUCUCAAAAACAAAUCAACAACUUACAGUACGGAAUGGGAGAGACAGCAUGGAUAGGUUUCAAUUUACUGAAUAUUAAUUCUGGUUUUGUGUGGACAGAUGGAACUCCUUCUGAUUUUGAGAACUGGUCAUUUGGAGAACCGAACAAUCACAACAAUCAAGAGCUCUGUACAGAAAGCAGCUUUUACUAUGGACGAAAGUGGAACGACCGUGAUUGUGAAGCCUACAAUGACUGGAUUUGCCAGAUCGCAAUCGGUACAACUCCAAAAUCUCCACCAACUACCGUAACCCAAGUGGAAUAUAACAAGACAUCUGAUGGUUGGAUUCAGUACAACGAUAGCCAGUACUUCAUCAACGAAGAGUCCCUACCUAUGGAAGAUGCUCGCUCGUUCUGCAAAAAGAAUAAUGGGGAUCUUGUUGUCAUUACUGGACAAACAGAGAGGAAGUUUGUAUGGAAGCAGAUAUCCAGGGGUUCCGAAAAUCAGUACUACAUUGGGAUGAUAGUGAAUUUGGAUAAAUCAUUUAACUGGGUGGAUGGUUCGCCUGUUGUAUAUACGUCAUGGGAUCAAAAUGAACCAAAUUUUGCCAACAACGAUGAGAACUGUGUAACCAUUUACAAGAGUAUGGGGUUCUGGAAUGAUAUAAACUGUGGUGUCCCAUUGCCAUCUAUCUGCAAAAGAAGUAGUAACUUUAUCAAUUCAACCUUGCCCUUACCUACUGUGCGACCAGGAGGCUGUUCUCCAGAAUGGACCAUUUUUCAAGGAAGCUGUUACAAGCUUUUUCAGAAUAAGAUGACAUGGCAUGAUGCUCGAAACCUCUGCAUCUCACAUGGAGGCAAUCUGGUGUCCAUUCUGACUCAUGAAGAGCAGGCAUUCCUUACUACGUUAAUGCUUGAUUCAGUUGAUGACAUAUGGAUUGGUUUUAAUGAUGUCAACUGGGAGAUGAGAUUUCUGUGGACUGAUGGUAAAGGUGUCAGCUACACAAACUGGGCCAAGGGUGUCCCCUCAUCAAUGCCAGAUGGGCCAUCCAGGAUGUAUGAAUUUGGAUCAGAGAACUAUGACUGUGUUGUCAUGCUCAGAAGCCCAGAAAAAAUGACAGGUAUGUGGAAAGUCCAAAUGUGUGGAGAUCAACAAGGUUUCAUCUGCAAGAGAAAAACAGAUACUCAGCUCAUACGUCCCGUGACUACAGCAGCACCACAGCAUUUUUUCACACUGGGAAAUGAUUCCUAUAAGGUGCAGAAGGAGAAAAUGAGUUGGGAUGAAGCUAGGAGACAGUGUAAAGCAAGUGAUGCUGAUCUUGCCAGUGUGCGGAAUUCCAUCAGCCAGGCUUACACUAUUCUUACAGUCAGCAAACUUAAGGAGCCUCUGUGGAUCGGUCUCAACAGCAACCUGACAAGUGGCCAGUACCGUUGGGUGGACAAUUGGCUUCUAAGCUAUAGUAGAUGGGCAACAGGAGAGCCCAAAAACAAUUUAGCUUGCGUGUACAUCGACACAGAUGGCAGAUGGAAGACAGCUACAUGCAACAACACAUAUUAUUCCCUUUGCAAGCAAUCCACAGACAUAGCUCCCACAGACCCACCUCAGAUGCCAGGGAACUGUCCUGAGUCAAAGAAGCGUAAAACCUGGAUCCCAUUCAGAGGACACUGCUAUGCCUUCAUGUCCAACUCUGAGAACUGGGCUCAUGCCACAGUUGAAUGUAUAAGAAUAGGAGGAUCAUUAGUGAGUAUUGAGGAUCCAAAAGAAUCUCAUUUCAUUCAACGAAAUGUGGAGCUCAUGCAGGACGGAGUCAGAUCAUUCUGGAUUGGCAUGCAUCGCAGUUAUAUGGGUGACUGGAUGUGGAUUGAUAAUGCCGUGGUAGAUUACACAAACUGGAGAACCCAGGUGACAAAUAAUGCUGGUCAUUGUGUGGAAAUCCAGUCAAGCUCUGGUUUGUGGAAUGCCGUAAACUGCAAUUCUUACAAGCCUUAUAUCUGUAAGACUGAAAAAGUUGUACCACCAACAAAGAAGCCAUUAGUUCCACUGGCUGUGGUGGACGCAGGCCCUCAUAGCUCCGCUGGCAUUGUAGUGGGAGUUGUCUUGGUCAUAAUUGCAGUGGCUGGACUUGCCACAUUUUUGUUUUUAAAGAGAAUUCCUAGGCCUGCGAUUGGAGAGUGUACAUUUGACAACAGACUCUAUAUCAAUUCUGACCUGACACAGUCUCCUACCACUAUUGAUACAAAGGGGCUCGUUGCCAACAUCGAACAGAAUGAACAUGCCUAACACAAGCAAACCCACUUUCACAUAAAGAUUCACACAUAUCUACAUGCACACACCUUGGAAGAAAGAGAGGUGAAAAAUCUUUCAAAUGUGUAUAUAAUAUUAAGAAUAUGGCCCAGAAGCACAAUCUACUGUAUUAAUGAUUAUUAACAACAUGUUGGGUUCCUGAAGGUCAAAAAAUGUAUAUAAACAAUCAGAAAAGCAUUAUUUUUAGCAGAAUGCAGUAAGUUUUUGACUUAAUGAAGCAUCCACCUUUUUGGGAAUAGCCAAAUAGACUGCUGGUAUUCUAUCACAUAAAUUGAAUUUUGUUCAGAAAGUUCAAACUGUUGUUUAUGUUUCUACAAAUUUAGUUGUAUUUUGCUUUUACAUCUUCCUUGAGCUUAACUUUUAAAGUCAGCAGCAAACUGGACAUGAGGUGGCAGCACAAGUUUAACAGCUAAUAACGCACAUCAUAGAUAUGUAAAGCAGCAAUUUAAAACAUUUGUUUUACUCACUACAGAGCGUAUAUAAACUCUGGGAAUGGACAGCGUGGGAUUAUGUAUAUUAUGCAUUUGGCCUGUAUGUAGCACUCAAUUGCUGUUUAUAAUCAAAAUGCAUUUGCCACAAAUCAUUGUUAAUGUAAAUAUGCACUUCACACCAGGUUAAAAAUAGCUAUCAUUUAGAGAUAGAUAUAUUUUUUCCAAUAAUGCUUUGACUUUUUGUGUUUUUUCAAUACAUACAUAUAGGGAAUUAUUACUUUAAAUUUCUUUUUGCAUAAAUAUACAUUAUGAGCUUUUAAAAAGCAAUUGCAAGUGUUUUCAUUAAAAUACACCUAUUAAAUGCAAUCUACAAAUUCUUCAAUAUCAUUAAAUAUGAAGUGUGUACAUAA